Tarenaya hassleriana is the source of this 736-nucleotide messenger RNA. Its product is annotated as E3 ubiquitin-protein ligase At3g02290-like. Gene Ontology annotation, biological process: protein ubiquitination. The transcript has a single exon. NCBI's taxonomy places the organism in Eukaryota, Viridiplantae, Streptophyta, Magnoliopsida, Brassicales, Cleomaceae. The record is from RefSeq and is a predicted model, not a curated record. Gene Ontology annotation, molecular function: zinc ion binding; ubiquitin protein ligase activity. Bases 86 to 736 code for a protein of 216 amino acids.
UCUCUGCUCCCAUCUCUCUCUCUCUGCGAUUUCUUCGUUUCUCUGCAAACGGCGAAAAGGGUUGUCUGAUUUGCUGGAAAUCGCCAUGAAUUCUCAAGACACCUACUACGACUGCUUAAUCACAUCGAGUGCACUCCCACCUUGGCUGCCUCUGAGGAACGACGUCUUCAUCGUCUUCCAUUUCGAAACUCGCGAAUUCAUCCAAGAUCCCAACGGUGUCCGAACCUUAAUCUGGUACCGCAAUUAUCCUCCAACAGUUCCCAUCCUCUUGGAUCUGAGAAGCCCCGCUCCUCGCCACAUCUUUCAACUCCUCCAUCGCCGUAUCCACGAUCCUUUCUUGUGCCAGCAACUAGCCAGUGAUAUUGCUGAUUCGGCAAAUCGCAUGGGUUUCGGUCUUCAAGGUAUCACAAUGGUCGUGAACGUGAAACUGAUCAACGACACGAUCUUUCUUGUGUCGGGUUCUUCUCCUUCGAGAGGAGCAUCGGAAGCUCUGUUGCAGAGAUUGGUGGAAGAACAGAGUUUCGAUUCUGCCGAGAAAUUGGAGAACUCCUCGAAUAUGGAAUCGGAGGCUUGCGCGAUCUGUCUGGAGAACUUGUUGGGUUCGGAGGGUGCUCUUGUGCAAAUGCCGUCUUGUCCUCAUUUUUUCCACCGAGAAUGUCUUGUGGAGUGGCUCAAGCGUACGAACUCUUGCCCGUUGUGUCGGAGCGUGCCCUACGAGUACGAUGAAUCACAGUAA